Messenger RNA from Pleuronectes platessa (European plaice), 3407 nucleotides. It is a transcript of the gene klhl3, whose product is annotated as kelch-like family member 3. The transcript has 15 exons. Gene Ontology annotation, molecular function: protein binding. Lineage: Eukaryota; Metazoa; Chordata; Actinopteri; Pleuronectiformes; Pleuronectidae. The coding region runs from base 137 to 1945 and encodes 602 amino acids. The record is from RefSeq and is a predicted model, not a curated record.
CCCCCCACGUCAGUCACACCGGUCACAUUUCUCUUUCUCCAGCGGAGUGAGUCCUCUCGGCAGAGCAGGAUCUCCGUGCGGCUCAUGCCUGCUGCGCUCCGGGGGGACCAGGGAGGACCAGGGGAGGACACGGAGGAUGGACGGUGUGUCGCUGGGGCACUGCCUCUCAUGUCUCUCCAGUCUGGUGGCCACACCGGCCUCACCGCGUCCAAACUGCAACACGGACUCGGAGGAGGACACGAUGAAUGGAGGGAUGCACACCUUCAACCAGACGCAUAUGAGGAAAGCUUUUCAGCUGAUGAACGACCUGAGGAGUAAGAAGAUGCUGUGUGAUGUCCAGCUGAUCGCUGGCAGCGUUGAAGUGCCAGCUCACAGGGUGGUCCUGGCCUCCUGUAGCCCCUACUUUUGUGCCAUGUUUACAGGUGAUAUGAGUGAGAGCAAGGCCCAACAGGUGGAGAUCAGAGAGGUGGAUGGUCAAACCCUGAAAAAACUUGUUGAUUACAUCUACACUGCUGAGAUCGAGGUAACAGAAGACAACGUCCAGGUUCUGCUGCCAGCAGCGAGCCUCCUCCAGCUGAUGGACGUUCGUCAGGUUUGCUGCGAGUUCCUUCAGUCUCAGCUUCACUCCACCAACUGUCUGGGCAUCAGAGCCUUCGCUGACCUGCACACAUGCAUCCAGCUGCUCAACCAGUCCCACGCAUACGCUGAGCAGCAUUUCACAGACGUGGUGCAGGGUGAAGAGUUUCUGGGCCUGACUCUGCAGCAAGUGUGCAGCCUCAUCGCCAGUGACAAACUCACAGUCUCCACAGAGGAAAAGGUAUUUGAGGCCAUGAUAUCUUGGAUCAAGCACGAUAAGCCGGCUCGUCUGGAGCACAUGCCCAAACUGAUGGAGCAUGUCAGACUUCCACUGCUGUCCAGGGAUUACCUGGUGCAGAUCGUGGAGGAAGAAGCUUUGAUAAAGAACAACAACACCUGUAAAGAUUUCCUUAUAGAAGCGAUGAAGUAUCACCUGCUGCCGGCCGACCAGCGGCACCUCAUCAAGACGGACCGGACCCGGCCGAGGACGCCGGUCAGCAUCCCCAAGGUGAUGAUUGUAGUCGGCGGUCAGGCUCCCAAGGCGAUUCGCAGUGUGGAGCGUUACGACUUCCAGGACGACCGCUGGUACCAAGUGGCCGACCUCCCAUCCAGACGCUGUCGGGCAGGCGUUGUGUCGAUGGCCGGACGUGUGUUUGCAGUCGGGGGCUUUAACAGUUCCCUGCGCGAGAGGACGGUGGACGUGUACGACGGGGGAAGAGACCAGUGGAGUGCGGCAGCCAGUAUGCAGGAGAGACGCAGCACACUGGGAGCUGCUGUGUUGGCAGAUUUACUUUAUGCUGUGGGGGGCUUCAACGGAAGUAUAGGUUUGUCCACAGUCGAGGUUUACAACUAUAAAACCAACGAGUGGCUGUACGUGGCCUCCAUGAACACCAGACGCAGCAGUGUGGGGGUGGGGGUGGUGGAUGGUAAGCUGUACGCAGUGGGAGGCUAUGAUGGAGCGUCCCGUCAGUGUCUCAGUACAGUGGAAGAAUACGACCCCGUCACUGAUCAGUGGUGCUACGUCGCUGACAUGAGCACACGACGCAGUGGAGCAGGUGUGGGGGUGCUGGGCGGUCAGCUGUUUGCAGCCGGGGGACACGACGGACCUCUGGUGAGGAAGAGUGUGGAGGUCUACGACCCCCAGACCAACACCUGGAGGCUGGUGUGUGACAUGAACAUGUGUCGGAGAAACGCAGGUGUCUGUGCCAUCAACGGGCUGCUCUAUGUGAUCGGAGGAGACGACGGCUCCUGUAACCUGUCGUCUGUAGAGUUCUACAACCCGGCCACAGACAAGUGGAGCCUCAUUCCCACCAACAUGAGCAACGGACGGAGCUACGCAGGUGUCGCAGUGAUCGACAAGCCGUUAUGACGACAGCUGUCCCAGAGCAUCAGCAGCCGAGCGACUCAGAGCGACACAUCUGAAACUAUCUGAAGUGACGCUGUGAUAAACUCUGUGGUUAACGUCUGAGUCGCUCUCAGUCCUCGUCUGACACGACCUCGCCGGAUGUCGGGGAGUUUGGCGUUUUACCUGAAACCGGAUUUUGUUGCUGGACGCCAUUUUCAUCACAUCCCCGAGAGAUCUCCACCGUUGCACUAAGAGAGCGGGCGGGUGAGAAGCAGCUUCAUCAGCCGACUGAAGGACUCACUCAGACGCUGGAGGUCAGGAAGGAAACCUCGACUGGUGAGAGCAGCUUCAGAAGCUCAAAGGUGUAAAUCCUCUGAAGGAUGGAAUCAAACCUGAAAACUCAAACCACCAGCGGACGGAGACACCACCACCACCACCACCACCACCACCACCACCUCACUGUCUGAUCCACUCUGCUUCAGGCGAUAAAGGUGCUGCAAUAACCAGGACCUGAGCUCAUCAUGGGAGACAUUUAUUUUUAAAUACGAGACUUGCCACAGUUCUUAUGAUGUAAACGAGCUCAAUGCAACUGGUUCCUCAGCUUGACUUUGAGAUGUUCUUUGUGUUUCUGUUUGGAUUCCUGUGCCGUCAGCGGCUCCAGCUGUGGAACCAGAUGGAAUCCAGCUGUUGCCCCGACAGAUGUUCUCGACCUAAAGCUGCAAGAUGAUGUAAAGAAUGUUGAAAGCGUGUUAUAUGCAAAUUGAUCAUGUUUAAUAUUUUUUUGAGAUUGUGUGAGAAACCACUUCUGUGGCGUCGGACGCAGGCCGGUCGAUCCCAUUCAGCGCAGCGGGACUCGGUCUCUGUCGACUCACUACUGAGGCACUUAACACUUGCACUGACGUCCGCCUGUCUCUGACCGCCUGUCUCUGACCGCCUGUCUCUGACCGCCUGUCUCUGACCGCCUGUCUCUGACCGCCUGGAUCUCCGACCUGCUGCCGUCAGAUCGCUGACUCGACACUCAGACGCCAACAACUUCACGAGAAAUGUGCCAGCGAUGAGGUUUUUAAUCGCUAAUUAACAAACUGAAAGGGUGAACUGUUCCUGUUCACUGUUUGAGAGUGUGUGUCAAAGUGCACUGUAGAAAUUCAGCUGUACAAUUUUGAAUGGAAAAGAUGCAGGAUUUCAGAUUUUUCUAUUUAUUGUUUUGGUCUCAUUGUUUUCGAGAGCAUUUAUUGAUUCAUACCUCAUCCUGGUGUUGUCUGAUGAAGUUCAUUCAGAGGACGGUGGUUUAUUUUAGAUGUAGUUUAUCUGGCAGACGGACCGACUGGUGCCAUAGCUGAAGAAAAGAGAUAGAAGCUUUUUGAUGAAACGUUUUUUUUCUUAUUUCUGUCUAAAAAAAAUCUUCUGCAAAUCGCAGAGGAACUCGACCUGCUGCCAUUUCAAAAGCCUCCUGACAAAGAAGAAUAUAAAAACUUUAAAGACUAAA